Apus apus (common swift) is the source of this 1093-nucleotide messenger RNA. RefSeq names its product Aly/REF export factor (gene ALYREF). Lineage: Eukaryota; Metazoa; Chordata; Aves; Apodiformes; Apodidae. The transcript has 6 exons. The coding region runs from base 82 to 852 and encodes 256 amino acids. Gene Ontology annotation, biological process: mRNA export from nucleus. Gene Ontology annotation, cellular component: nucleus. Gene Ontology annotation, molecular function: mRNA binding. The record is from RefSeq and is a predicted model, not a curated record.
CCGCCGCUGCCCCCGCCUCUUCUGCUUCCGCCGCGGGCUCAGCGCGGCCGGAAGUGCAGGCCCGGGAGCGGAGCCGCCAUCAUGGCCGAUAAGAUGGACAUGUCCCUGGACGAUAUCAUUAAGCUCAACCGGAGCCAGCGCGGGGCCAGCCGAGGCGGCGGGCGGGGAGGCCGGGGCCGGGGCGGCGCCACCCGCGGGGGCGGGCCCGGCCGGGGCGGCGUGGGAGUCGGGCGGGCUGGCGGCGGCCCCGUGCGGAACCGGCCGGUGAUGGCCCGGGGCGGCGGCAGGAACCGGCCCGCGCCCUACAGCCGGCCGAAGCAGCUCCCCGAGAAGUGGCAACACGACCUGUUCGACAGCGGCUUUGGGGCGGGCGCUGGCGUGGAGACCGGCGGGAAGCUCCUCGUCUCCAACCUGGACUUCGGCGUCUCGGAUGCGGACAUCCAGGAGCUCUUUGCAGAGUUUGGGACCCUGAAGAAGGCGGCCGUGCACUACGACAGGUCCGGCCGCAGCCUGGGCACAGCCGACGUGCACUUUGAGCGGAAGGCGGACGCGCUGAAGGCCAUGAAGCAGUACAACGGGGUGCCCCUGGACGGGCGCCCCAUGAACAUCCAGCUGGUCACGUCACAGAUCGACACACAGAGGAGACCGGUGCAGAGUGUAAACAGAGGUGGGAUGACCAGAAACCGCGGCGGUUCAGGAGGAUUUGGUGGUGGAGGCGGCAACAGGCGAGGAACUCGUGGUGGGAGCAGAGGGAGAGGCAGAGGAGCCGGGAGAACUUCCAAACAGCAGCUCUCUGCAGAGGAACUAGAUGCACAGCUGGAUGCUUAUAACGCCAGGAUGGACACCAGCUAAGCGGCGCUCAGCGCUGGCGCCCGAGGACUCCGACCCGGCUCCCGGCUCCGGGGGCGGCAGCAGCCGCGGGGGGGAUUUGGUUUUUCGUUCUGGGAUAGGUUUUAACCCUGUAAAGGUUUUUUUUAAUCCUGACGCAGACCCGUUUUGUACCGAGUUAUUUUUGGGAUACAUUUUACCGGUUGCCUGUUGGGCCGAGGUGGCUUUUUCACCUUUGCCGUAAUAAACUAGACCCGUGUCUCGA